Messenger RNA from Dicentrarchus labrax (European seabass), 4614 nucleotides. It is a transcript of the gene htr2b, whose product is annotated as 5-hydroxytryptamine (serotonin) receptor 2B, G protein-coupled. Gene Ontology annotation, biological process: chemical synaptic transmission; smooth muscle contraction; heart development. Gene Ontology annotation, cellular component: dendrite; plasma membrane. The coding region runs from base 2276 to 3703 and encodes 475 amino acids. The transcript is spliced from 4 exons. The record is from RefSeq and is a predicted model, not a curated record. Lineage: Eukaryota; Metazoa; Chordata; Actinopteri; Moronidae. Gene Ontology annotation, molecular function: G protein-coupled serotonin receptor activity; neurotransmitter receptor activity.
AAAUAUUUACUUGCCCUAGGCUUUUACUUGGCUGGUUAAUGUACUGUAUGACCAUAUGUGCAUGUCUCACAUUUAUUAUGGGGUGAGUGACAAGAGGCUGAUACAGCUGCAACUUAAUAACUCCCUGUCUACAAGUCCCAGGCAAUGCCCUGGGAAGUAACACGCACAUUAAAAGGUCAUUGAAAGAAGCAGGAAUACUGCUUAGUUGAACAAAUUAUAGGCAGAUUUUGCCACAUGAAAUGUGAUUGUGUCGCAUUGUAAGAGAGCAGAUCUCAUUAGCUUGUUUCCUGUCCAUUAUAACCACUUACCCAAAUGCAUAAUGAAAGUACCUGGACAACGUUGUAUUAAACAAGCCAAGAGGUUGCAUGGCUUUUAUAGUUAACACUUAAAUUGAAAUCAUCCAAUGUCUGGAAAGGAGGAAAUAAGACAGACACUGUGACUACCAACAAGGGAACUAUUUUUUUAGUUAUGCAAAUUUGUAAAUAAAAUCACAAAUUACAACUUAAUACUACAAGUUUCCAGAGUACAAUAACUGCUGACAGCUAUGGACGUUUCAAAGUGUGCAAAAUUUGUAAAUCUGAUCACGCAAGUUGGGGUAUGAUUAAAAAGUUUUGUCUGUGUGGAAUGUAUUUGAUAUUAUGUGAGCAGAAGUCAGCAUACUGCUAGCAGCACACCUUUAGCUGUUACCUGCAUUUUCCAGUAAUCACACAUAGGGUCUGCUUAAACUCUAGUUUUUAACACCAGCUAUCACAAAUUGUAACAUAAUAAACCAUCUGGCAGUCAGGUUACAAAAGAACCCGUACAGGACAGACUAUCUUUUAAAGCUACUGGCACCCGAAAGAGAAUUAAGGAACAUGUUUCAACUUAACAUUUGGUCUAUGGACUGUUCUUUGCUGGGAUUCCUAAGGGUGCACAGAUGUGGGGGGGUUACUGGCUAUACAUGUCACAUUUACUUGUGAAGAGAAGAAUCACUUAUCUGGUUACUGUAACAGGGAUCGCUUGUAUCCAUGUCCUUUAAUGUCUUACAUCUGCUUUUAAAAGCAUAACAAUGAGUACACACAGAGAAAACACAUUUUGACUUGAGGCAGGUAGAUCAAAUGAAAAAACAAAUAUGGUCUAAAAUAGGAUCUUAUUUAAAUUACUUUCUCAGACUAAAAAUGUGAACUCAUGGAGGAUGAAAUGAAAACGAUAGGGUACAAGUAAAAUCUUUGAGCCCCUUACCACACAGAAGGCUUCACCCCAUACACCACUACUACUACACCCCCCACCCCUGCAAGCAUUGAAAGGAGGAGAGAACAGAAAGUGACAAAUAUAAACAGUGGGACGGCUGUGUUGAGGGAAAUUACCUCCCAGAACCACUGGCAUGUUGCCAGUACGAAGACAUUCAUCUGUUUCGUACAGAGUCUGACUCAUAGGCAAGACAGAGAGAAGGGAGGGGAAGAGUGGGAGAGCGAGCAAGACGGGAGAGAGUGCAAUCUGAUCACAGGCUGUGAACAAGAGGCAGCGAGUGGGAAUGGCAGAGAGGCAGAGGAGCCACAACAUCUGAAAGUUUUAAACCUGUGAUCGCGGUAGGUGAUGCGAAGCAAGACUGGGGGUUCCUCCAACAUGUGGAAGGAAAACAAAUUCCACUUCAUGGACUGCUUCAGACAGAGACAGAUUUAGGUUUUGCCGCUGAGGGAGGGCAUUCUCUGUCAGGUUCGUAUUUGGGGAGGGUGGAAAUAUAAAGAUGAUAUAAAGAUGAGAUUUUGAAAAAGAUUAAACUAAGAACUAAAGACUGAAAUGCAUUGGACAGUAAGCAAUAUUUUGUGCUGGGAGAACAGUAUAGCUUUAGUGUUUAUGAAAGUUAAGACGUAGCGGCUUGAAAAAAAUACUCCAAGAGUUGAAACGUCAACGAGGAACUUGAAUGUACAGACACGUUACCUCCAGGAGCAGUGGACCCAGUGGAUGACAAGAGUAUCAACUGCCUGGGAAAGUGAGGACCCCUGCUAACAUCUCACUGUGGAAAUACUAAUUGUGUUGGGAUUAUUGCCAGAAUUGGAGUUCACAGUGUUGGACCCUGUUUUUUUUGGUUUUCUUUGUCCCCUCCAAGCAGUGGAUCUAGCAGAUAUUCAUUUUGGUUUAUACACUGCACAAGGGAUGAAGCAUCCUGUGCACUAACCAGCCCUACCCUGUGUCCUUGCCUGUGGGACCCAGUGACCAUGCUGACCGAGUGUCCAACACCAGAAAGAUCAGAGCCCCGACCCACGCUAAGGCCUGCUGUGACCUCUGCAGCACCAUGUCUCAAGCAGUCGCGGCUCCACAAGAGGCCAACAGCUUACAGUCAGGAGAAGCGCCUGGGGUUCAGCUGAAAUGGGCUGCCCUGCUUAUUGUCAUGGUUAUCAUCCCGACUAUUGGAGGAAACAUUCUGGUCAUUCUUGCUGUGUCACUCGAAAGAAAGCUGCAGAACGCCACCAACUACUUUCUAAUGUCGCUUGCUGUGGCUGAUCUGUUGGUGGGACUCCUUGUGAUGCCCAUUGCCCUCGUCACUGUUCUCUACAACUCUGACUGGCCUCUUCCGGAGCCCCUCUGCCCCAUUUGGCUGUUCCUUGAUGUGCUGUUUUCUACCGCAUCCAUCAUGCACCUAUGCGCCAUUUCACUGGAUCGCUACAUUGCCAUCAAGAAGCCAAUCCAACACAGCCAGUACAAAUCCAGAGCCAAAGCGAUGGUGAAGAUUGCACUGGUGUGGCUCAUAUCCAUUUGUAUUGCAAUCCCGAUUCCAAUUAAGGGGCUUAAGGACUACCAUCCUAACAACAACAUCACCAACAACGUCACCUUUAACAGUAACCACACAUGCCUGCUGAAAACCGACACCUUCCGAGAGUUUAUCAUGUUUGGCUCCUUGGUGGCAUUCUUCAUCCCUCUGACCAUCAUGAUGGUCAUCUACCUUCUUACAGUCCAGGUGUUGCGCAAAAAGGUUUAUUUGCUCAGGUCAAGAGUGACUCAGCGCCUUAGCUACCCAACAGUAGCCACAGUUUUUCAAAGGGAACAAGCUGUGACUCAAGCUAAACAACUGAACAUGCUGGAUGGCAGACUUCCCAGGAUGCAAGAAAAACCAAAUACAUGCACAACAAACUCUCCUACAGCAGAGGACAUGUCCUUUCGGAGAAUGUCAACAAUGGGCAAGAGGUCAAUGCAGACUCUGAGCAAUGAGCAGCGAGCCUCAAAGGUGUUAGGCAUCGUCUUCCUCCUGUUUGUAGUCAUGUGGUGCCCUUUCUUCAUUACCAAUAUCACCUCUGUGCUAUGCACCAGCUGUGAUGUUCGUAUAAUUGCCCGCCUCAUGGAGAUCUUUGUUUGGGUGGGUUAUGUGUCGUCUGGUAUCAACCCGCUGGUCUACACCCUAUUCAACAAAACUUUCAGGCAAGCAUUUACGCGUUACAUGACCUGUAAUUACAAAAACUGUGCAAGUCACAAGUCAGGAAGGCCCUCAGGGGCGUCACAUACAGAUCGGACCUUUACCCGGAUUUCAUUCAGAUCUUCCAUGGCAGAAAACUCUAAACUGUUCAUGAAGCGAGGAAUGACGAAUGGAAUCGGAGCAGUUAGCUACCAAAGUCCACUGAGGUGCCGGCAAGUACCUGUACAGUCAUCCAGUGGUGUCGUGUUAGACACAAUGAUUCUGACUGAAAAUGAAGGUGGUAAGCAGGAGGAACAUGUUAGCUGUGUAUAGAGAUACCAGACAAAUUAAUUAAAAAGGGAGAAUUUGACGUGGAUCAGAUUCAUGGUGCAACAAAUAUUCAAAAACGCAUGAUUGGAAUCUGCUGUUACUCCCAAUUUGAUUGAGAAAUAAUCUAAUGUCAGUGCUCAUUGUGCACUACACAACAACAAAAUCUAACCUGUUGUCGUCUAAAGUUUUUUACAUCCAUAAUGUUUUAACAAAAGCAAAACAAGGCAAUAUUUUUACUUACGAUAAUUUCAGAAACACACAAAACACUAAUCACAUUAAGUAAAACUCCUACGUAUGGUCAAAAUAUAACUCAAUGGGCCUUUACAACAGGCCAUAUCAACAAUGUGAAUUCUCAAAGACAGCAAGACAGUUCAUAGUGUACCAGAAUAGAGUUUGAAUUCUCAAACGUUGUAGCCCUGAGAUGACCUGUAACAGGUCAAUUAACAAAAAAAAACCACAACAGAGGAGGAUAUCCUCUAUGAAAAGGCAAAAGUCGACAAAAUUAAGGACAACAGACAAAAAUGUGAGGAGUGAAGACAUAAUGAUAACCUGAAAACUCUAUGUGAAUGCAGUAUACAAUAUACUCCUAUGCUGACCCUUUUAACUUAGGCUAUUUGAAUAUGCUGUAAACCAUCUCAGACCACAUGCUUAUAUUUUGCUAAGACAACUCUACCUUUCAAAUUUCUUCUGCAACUGACACAUAUAAUGCAUUGCACUCUUGAAAUGAUACCUAUUGUAUUAGCUGGACCUUUGGAAAGCACUCUUGUAUGUGUAUUGGAACCUGAUGUUUUGAUAUGUUAAAAAGUUUUCCAAAUAAAAUAUGUAUAUUAGAAAGAACAAAAUCCAGAUUAAAUGGAAACCUAAAUGUGUUCAAUAAAAUAUUUUCUGUGUUGCUGAACUGAAAGAAAACCAAA